Molecule: messenger RNA, 957 nt
Organism: Babesia sp. Xinjiang
Lineage: Eukaryota; Apicomplexa; Aconoidasida; Piroplasmida; Babesiidae
Product: Serine/threonine-protein phosphatase PP1-alpha catalytic subunit
Exons: 1
Coding region: 1-957 (318 amino acids)
Cellular component (GO): cytoplasm; nucleus
Molecular function (GO): protein serine/threonine phosphatase activity
Source: RefSeq, a predicted model, not a curated record
AUGCCGCGGACGGAAUCGCAUUUGUCGGCAGGAAGGAAUGUGUAUUACAAUAUGGAGCUAGACGUCGAUAGUAUAAUUGGACGCCUUCUCGAAGUGCAAGGCAAUAGGCCUAUGCGCACCGUACAACUCAGUGAAGAUGAAAUUAGAGGAUUAUGUAUGAAAAGUCGUGAAAUUUUCCUUUCAGAGUCAGUACUACUCGAGCUAGAAGCACCUAUCAAAAUAUGCGGGGAUAUUCAUGGGCAGUACUAUGAUCUAUUGAGGUUGUUCGAAUACGGAGGAUUCCCUCCCUCCUCGAACUACCUUUUCCUAGGUGACUACGUAGACCGUGGGAAACAGUCUCUAGAAACUAUAUGUCUGCUCCUAUCGUAUAAAAUUAAGUAUCCCGAAAACUUCUUCCUUCUACGUGGAAAUCACGAAUGCGCAUCUAUUAACCGUAUAUACGGAUUCUACGAUGAAUGUAAGAGAAGAUAUAGCGUAAAACUCUGGAAAGUGUUCACCGACUGUUUCAACUGUCUUCCAGUUGCAGCUAUCAUAGAUGACAAAAUAUUCUGUAUGCACGGAGGACUAUCACCAGAAUUAAACUCUAUGGAUCAAAUUAGGCAGAUACCAAGGCCAACGGACGUACCCGAUAGUGGCCUACUGUGUGAUCUGCUUUGGAGCGACCCUGACCCAAAUACUACUGGAUGGGGUGAAAACGAUCGUGGCGUAUCAUUCACGUUUGGCUCGGAUAUUGUAGUCAACUUCCUCAUUAAACAUGAACUGGAUCUUAUCUGUAGAGCCCACCAGGUUGUAGAGGACGGAUACGAGUUCUUCUCAAAAAGGAGACUCGUCACGCUAUUCAGCGCACCAAACUACUGCGGUGAAUUCGAUAACGCUGGUGCCAUGAUGAGUGUCGAUAAAACACUCAUGUGCUCGUUUCAGAUACUGAAACCAGUAGACCGCAAACGACUAAAGUGA